Molecule: messenger RNA, 1529 nt
Organism: Clupea harengus (Atlantic herring)
Lineage: Eukaryota; Metazoa; Chordata; Actinopteri; Clupeiformes; Clupeidae
Source: RefSeq, a predicted model, not a curated record
UUUUAAAGGAUCGCCAUGGAUUGGAAAAGAUCACUUUGUUGUCUUCUGUUCCUGCUACCACUGAUUUUCACCCUUGAGAUUCAGACCAUCAACUCCAUAAAUGAGCUGGAAGAGAGUGAUUUUGGCAAAUCCUUUCCCCAGCAUGGCCUCCUUCUCCUCUACUGGUUCAACUCCCUGAUAGAUAUGGACCCAAACGACAUCAUCCGGUUCAAGGACAGAAGUUAUGACCCGGUCACUGACUACCCAUUUCAGCAAGCAGAGAAUUCAGGUAACCUUCCGCACAUAAUUCCAAACGGACAGAGAGCUUACUACUCAAUCGGUGACUUUGAAGAUGGUUCAGUCAGCUACUUGCCUUUUUACGUCACCCAGGACUUUUACAACGCCAAAAACCACGAAGGACGAAAUCUAGACAGGCUCAUAAUUGUGAUAGAUAAGUGGUACACGCCAGUCAGAGUAGACCAGGUGUACGUCACUGAGAAAUCUGAAUGCAACGCUCCAAAUGUGACCUACAACAAUUUCACCGCAACCUACAAAGUGGGCGCUCAGCUCCUUCGCCAGAUCACAACUUUGACCAACCCAUUGGACUGCCAGAGCACAUUCCUGAAGGAGAUCUUCCCCCACCUUGGCUUCAGUCUGACUCUUGCUGAGAACAUGUUUGGUCAACUGGGUCUCCCUUUGUUUCUGGCAUUAUCGGGCUACGACCUCGAGAGCAGAUACAAUAUCACUGCGCAAACGUGGUCUUGUCCGACACUGUGGCUAGCCGGGGGCAGGAAAUCCUUGUGCGACACCAGCAAGCAAGAGCUGGCCAUCAAGACCAGCCAAGACGGCCACGCUGUAAUCAGCUGGCACGGGCUGCCUAGCAGCGUCCUGAAGGUGCACACGACCGUGGCGCUGUUUCAGACGAGCGACCGCAGCGGCCCCCUGGUGGAACAGAGGAUCGACGGCCAGGCAUCGGGAAACCUAGAGACCACAGUGCCCUUGAACCCCGGACUUCAGGUCCAUCUGAUCAAACAGGACGUCAACGACGCCACCAUCUGGCAAGGGCCUGAGUUCAACGACGGCAACCGGCAGAUCCCUGUUCAGGUGGGGAACGCCAGCGCCAGCCUGCUGAUGUUCACGCGCAAAGGAUACGCCGCAGCUCGACUGUACAUCAAAAAGACCUUCACCACCUGGAAGGAUGACUUUUAUUACUCUUGGGUUGGCUUCUAUUCCAGUCCAGAGGAAAGCAAUGAAAACUAUUUGAGUCGCCAGUGGCAGUGGGUUAGUCAUUUUAGAAAGCAUAAGCUUCUCAGUCUGUUCAGGUAUGAUACUUAUGAGUAUGUGUCUGGAACCGCCAUGACUCCAGAAAUCCAGAUACGAUUUUUUCUCAGUGAAUUUGAGGAGGUGGCUCGUACAAGGGGCUGGAAUAUGUGAGAUGGUUACCAAACCGGCCAGUACAACAGGGGCAUUUUUGCUGAAAUGACAUGAGUUUUAGAACAUCAUUACAGAUAUUCCAACGUGAUCAUUGAUGUUGAUGUUUGCCUAUAACG